UGCCCCUACGGCUCCGUGCUUGAGGCCGCGGACGGCCUGCCGCUGGUGCUGGCGGUGGGCUCGGACGCCCAGUUCCGACAGCUGUGCGAGCUCCUCGGGUGCCCGGAGCUGGCGUCCGACCAGCGCUUCGCGAAGAACAAGGACCGCGUGGUUCACCGCGCGCAGCUGCAGCCGCUGCUCCGGGCGCGGGUCGCCGCCGCGGGGCCGCGAGAGGCGUUGCUGCGGGAGUGCUCGCGGCGCAAGAUCCCGGCCGGCGCGGUCAACGACAUGGCCGCGGUCUUCGCGCAGCCGGGGGCGCAGGCGCUGGUGGUGCGCGGCGGGGAGGGCCAGUUCCUCGGCACGAGCGAGGUGGCCUGGACGGGCGCGGGCGCGGCGCCCCCGGGGAGCGCCGCAAGACCGCCCCCGCUCUACGGCCAGCACACCUCCGAGGUGCUGCGGGAGCUGCUGGGGCUCGGCGACGCCCGGAUCUCCGCGCUCGCGGCGGAGGGCGUCAUCCACCUGUGCCCGUGAGGGGUCCCGUCCACCGAGGGGGGGACUCACACAGCGCCGCCGCCUGGCGGGUGGGUCUUCGGGGAACUCGGCAGGCGGCGGACAUGGACACAGAUAUGGACAUGCAC
Prorocentrum cordatum is the source of this 617-nucleotide messenger RNA. Lineage: Eukaryota; Dinophyceae; Prorocentrales; Prorocentraceae. The record is from the annotation of a GenBank genome assembly.